Messenger RNA from Pygocentrus nattereri (red-bellied piranha), 4730 nucleotides. RefSeq names its product phosphodiesterase 5A, cGMP-specific, a (gene pde5aa). Gene Ontology annotation, biological process: signal transduction. The record is from RefSeq and is a predicted model, not a curated record. The transcript is spliced from 22 exons. Gene Ontology annotation, molecular function: 3',5'-cyclic-GMP phosphodiesterase activity; protein binding. Bases 68 to 2866 code for a protein of 932 amino acids. Lineage: Eukaryota; Metazoa; Chordata; Actinopteri; Characiformes; Serrasalmidae.
GUACACAAGCUAAUAGCACAAGAGGAGGAAGAAGGGGAGGAGGAAGGAGAGAGAGAAGACUGAGAGAAUGAAAGAUGAAGAAAUGAAGAAACGAGGGCUGAGCCAGAUGGAUACGGGACAGAAGAAAGCCUGGAAAAGAUCACAAACAGGGAGAGAAAAGAAACAAGCACGCUCAAAAAAUUGGGGGGACACCAUGCCGUGCCUACACACUGAGAACCAGGUCAGGAACCCCACAGACCGCGAGUCCCCAUCACACCCUGCCCCAGAGACCACACAGAGGAGUAAGAAGAAAAAGAAGGAUGAAAGGCAGAGUGGGUGGGUUCUCCCUCCUCUGUGGAGCUUCCAGACAAAAACUGGGCAGCGGGGCUUCCAAAAGGCACUGGAGGGGGCAGUGGAGAUACAGGAGUCAUGGCCAGAAGACCACUCAGAUGCUAUCAACAAUCCAAGGAUGUCCUGUGGGGAGAACUUUCGUUUUGUGAAGAUGUCUGGCUGGGUUCGGAUGCACCCCAAGCUGAGCAUGCUUCUACUAGGCAGGCGCAGGGACUCCCACCCUCCAUGCGGCUCCUCUUGCAGACUUGCGCCCCCUGCAGCACUGGAGGGGCCAUGGUUGUCUUUGUCUCUAAACCAGUUUGAAGACUGCAGUGGGGGUCAUUUAGUGAGAUCACUGCUGUUUCCAGAAUCUUCCAUCACACAUCAGUACCACCAACAACAACCGGGAAGAUCGCCAUGCUCCGCUGGGCCUUGUGGGUUAGGCAAGUGCUGUGACUGGAUGAUGGGGCUGUUGGGAGGCAGAUCCAGUCAUCUGAAGUGGCAGGACGUCUGUCACAGGGUCUUGGUGCACAUCUGUGAUACUGUUGCAGCCGAACGCUGCUGCCUUGCCAUGACAACCACAGACGAGGCUGGUGGUCAGGUUCUGGGACCCUUCUUCCAAACAACAAAGACCCAAAACCACACACACCCAGACUGGGAGAGAAGCAUAAUGGGAUAUGUAGUCAGCACAGGGUGGCCUCUGAAUAUCUCAGAUGCUUAUGAGGACACGAGAUAUCACCUAAAAGUGGAUGACUCAGCAGCCUGCAGACCCAAGAGCAUCCUGAGUGUACCCAUCAAAAACCAGCAUGAUGAGGUUAUUGGUGUUGUCAUGGCAGUGAACAAGAUGGGAACAGCCUGUUUUUUCUCAAAGCAAGAUGAAAAGGUCCUGUCAUCACAUAUGGCUUUGUUAGGAGUGAUUUUGGAAAAUAAACACCUCACUGAAAGGUUGGAACGGGAGUGUCACCACAACCAGGUCUUGUUGGAACUGCUCCAGCUGCUGACUGAACAUUAUCAUCGAUGUUUGGAGACUCUCCUCAGUAAACUGUCUGCUGUCAUCCUGCAGGCUUCUAAAGCGAAACUCUGUAAAAUCUUCAUUUCAGAUCAAAGUGACGGGGAAUGUUUCUCGUGGAUGGUAUGUGUAGAGCGUGAUGACCACGGUCACUCAACACACUACUGUAAAAGGGAAUUUGAUGUGAAUGAUGUCUCCUACAUGUACGCUGUGAGAGUCCGCACCUCCACGGAAAUGCUGAAUAUCUCUAACAUCAAGUGUGUGACACAACCGACGGCUGCAGGUUUUCAGACUUUAAUCUGUGCUCCAAUCAGAGACACUCAGAGGAACCUGGUCUUAGGUGUGUGCGAGCUGCUGAAUAAGGUCAGUACAGACUCUGAUGAAGGGACUGAAUUCAGCAGGGCAGAUGAGCGCCUCCUGCAGACCUUUGUAGAGUGCUGUGCUCUGGCUUUACACAAUUACGCUGUCCAGCAAGAAGCCAAGAAAAACCUCACCAAACUGACCAUCACUGAGGAGGUUCUUUCUUACCACAUUUCUGCUCGUGUGGAUGAGGCUGAGGCUCUGGAGAAGUGUACAGUUCCUUCAGCGCACUCUCUAGGACUGAUGGAAUUUACCUUCAGCGAGGCUGGCUUGUCUUUAGCUGCUAGCGCUCAGGCUGCUGUGCGCAUGUUCCUGGACCUUGACCUGCUGCAGACCUUCAACAUAGAGUAUAAGACUCUGUGUCGGUGGGUGUUGAGCAUAAGGAGGGGCUACAGGGGUAACGUAGCCUAUCACAACUGGAGCCAUGCCUUAAGCACCGCCCACUGCAUGUUCGCCAUCAUCAGAAGAACAGAGCAGCUUCAGAAUAAGUUAAGCAGUUUGGAGAUUUUGGCUCUAAUGGUUUCAGCUUUGAGUCACGAUCUCGAUCACAGAGGCGUCAAUAAUUCCUACAUACACAGAGCGCAGCAGCCAUUAUCUCGACUCUACACACAUUCCACUCUGGAACACCAUCAUAUUAACAUCUGUCUGCUCAUCCUCAACAACCCUGACAGUAGAAUUCUCUGUAAUCUCUCAUCUGAGGAUUAUAAAGCCUGUAUUGGGAUGAUUGAGAAGAACAUUCUUGCCACAGACCUGACAGUUCACACACAGAGAAGAUCGGAGUUCUUUGAUUUGGUUGAUGAUAAGACUCUGCGGUGGGAGCACGAGGAGCACAGAGAUCUGCUAAGGUCGGUGUUGAUGACGGCCUGUGAUGUGUGUGCAAUCACCAAACCAUGGAAAGAACAAAAACGAAUUGCAAGGCUGGUUGCAGAAGAAUUCUUUGCACAAGGAGACAGAGAGAAACGUGAAUUCAACAUUCGGCCAGAUGCUGUGAUGGACAGAGUGAACAGCACUCGUUUAGCUGAGUUGCAGGUUCAGUACAUCGACUCUAUCUGCUCACCGCUGUAUGGGGCCUUGUCCAGUCUGUUUGAAUCUUGUUCUCCUUUAAAGGACGGUUGUACAAAAAAUAGAGAGAAGUGGCAGAUGCUGGUGGAAAAAGGAGAAGAAAAGAGGGAUGCAGUAAAAGAAUGAAAGUCCAUGAACCCAUUUAAUUUCUUUCUCAUUGUAUCAGUGUCUCACUGUAGAUUUAGACCUGCAAUAUUUUCCUUUGUUCUGGAUUCAUUCAUUUAUCCAUCUAUGUAUAGAUGUAUUAACAAUCUGUAAAAUGUGAUGUUUAUUGAUGUGCAUGUUGUGAUGUAAUAUUACAUAUUACAUCCAUAGUUUACUAGAUCUGGCCUUUAUUAAGACUUUAUAACUAUAUUAUUUUCACUCAUCAUUUUAUUCUCUGCACUGAAGCGUCAAUACCUGACGUCUUUAUUUUUAACCAGAAACCAGUAGGUGGAGUUAGAGAGAUCGUUUGGACGUUUAUUUUAAAACGUCCCAAUGUUUUGUUAAUUCAUUUCAUAGUUUCAGGCUGACCUGUGCAUCAGAACAGAUUGUCUUCAUUUCGAUCUUUUGAUAGUUAAGUUCAGUUCUUAAAGCUCUGUGAAACGUACAGAUUCAUUAUGAAACAUCUUCUCACUGUCUGUUUGGUGACUUCGGUCCUCAUUAAAUGGGUCACUGUCUGCUCCACCUCUCGGACCUGCUACAGCUGCAGUCAGAGGAUUGUCAAACUGCUACUAAGAGAAGAGAGAGCCACUGUAUGGCUCAACUGUGUCACUUCAUCUUCAGGAAUUUGUGCAAAAUGGUAAUCGAUGGAAACAGUAGCUAUGCUUCUAAACAUCUGAAGAUGGAAAAAUUGAAAUUGUCACUACAAUUUUUGUGUCGUGCAUCCCUAUGGCUCAAAGGUUUCCCUGGACUCCAUGGCUCCUGACCCUCAAGCACACUCAUAUCACAGAUAUCUCUCUCCUGAAUACUGACCUGUUACACCUGUUGACCUCUCUUUAGCUUUAGUAUGAAGCCCUGGCUUUUAGAACAGUUCAGCGUGAGGUGUUGCUUCUUUCUUGAGCUACCGAGUGUUUAUUUCCUGUGUUGUGUUUUCCGGUUUUGACUCAUCCGUUUCCGCCUGACCCCUUUUGGAUUGUUUAUGCCUGUUAUGAUUGUGUGUCUUUACUUGCUGUCCUUUCUACAUUUGGCAUCUACCCGUUUCCUGACAACAAUUUUGAUUGACGAUUCAAGCAGUAAAGCCUUUUUUGUUCUUUUUAUCUGCGAGCAUGUGAGUGUGUAACGUGUCAAACAGAUUCAGACGCUCACAGACGUAAAAACAAGAGGAGGCUUUACUGCUUUGAUCACAAUCCAAGGUCAUAGUCAGAAAACAGGCAUGGGUCAGUUCCAGAAAGCAUAAGAAUAAGAAAACCACAAUCAUACCACACAGCGGACAGUCUAAAACAGCAAAGGCAAAAACAGGCAGAGGGUCAAUGUCCAAAAACAAUAAUCAGGCAAACAAGGCAAAAAGGCACGAAGUCAAAACUUCAAAGACAGUGGUCAUACACGAGAUAAACAGAUCAGAAUAAACACUCAGUAGCUCACAGAAAGGAGGCAAUACUUCACAACAGCCCUAUCUAAAGCCUGGACUUAAAUACUGAGCUAAGUCUGUCAUAUGAUCAUAAACCCAGGUGAUUAGAAUUAGUACUCAGGAGAGCAAGAUCACUGAUAGGAGCGUACAGUCACAUGAGGAGUCAGGUGACCUCCCAGAGAGUUCUGGGAAGUUGAGUCCAGACGAGUAUCAUUGUCUGUCGUUUGCGUGGCAGUCAGGUGAUUUCCCAGUGGAUUCUGGGAGAUUGAGUCUGAAUCUACUGAGGUACUUGGAUGACAAAGUGGCUCCAUCACGUUACAAUCUGUUAAAUUUUAAAAGAAAAAUAGUUUUUUAAUAUCUGAAAUAUUGGUAAACCUGAAAAACUGAAAUGGUUUAAUAAAAAAUUGUGUUUCUGCAUAUAAAUAUGAUGUCAUCAUAAAA